Mizuhopecten yessoensis (Yesso scallop) is the source of this 4464-nucleotide messenger RNA. Its product is annotated as EF-hand calcium-binding domain-containing protein 6-like. Gene Ontology annotation, molecular function: calcium ion binding. The transcript has 16 exons. The record is from RefSeq and is a predicted model, not a curated record. Gene Ontology annotation, cellular component: nucleoplasm. NCBI's taxonomy places the organism in Eukaryota, Metazoa, Mollusca, Bivalvia, Pectinida, Pectinidae. Bases 401 to 3319 code for a protein of 972 amino acids.
CCGUAUUUAACGGUAAAGCUAAAUGGGUAUGAAUUACGGGUACAUACCGAUUUUGUGUGUAUAUGUGUACCUACGGUGUGUGUAGAGGGCCGAGCUUUUGUAUUUAAGUCUUAUACGGCUGAUCUGUUUUGAAUAGCGCGUUAACAAAAAGACACGGGAAAUAAUACAGACUUAUCGAUACAUGCGCAAAUUAAUGACAAGUGUGUGUGCCGGGGUAACCGGGCAGUGUUGCUAGGGACUACUCGUUGUUUGAGCCUUACGAGACUAUCCCGUGGUUCCUAUACAAGUCCUAUGGUGGCCUAUGGGGUCUUGUUAGCAAACAUUGGAGGAAACUAUAUUCCAUACACAGGAUAUUUACAAAAAAUUAAUUAAUUAUACGGGGGCCGUUAAAGGCGACAACAUGUCACAGGUAGGGAUACCUCGCCCGUCUUUUUCGGGGCCGGGGCAGAAAGUUGGCGUUAGUUUGCCACAAAUUGAACACCCACUUUCCAGAAUGGAGAACCCGGAGCAUUUAGGAGUACGUGGAGUAUCCAGGGCCGGAGACAGGCCCGGGUCCCAUCCCAACUUCGGGAUGUCCAGCCGCCCUCUCGCUAACGAAAAUACGUACCCAACGAGGAAAAGUAUGAGUGCCCUAGAGAGGGAAAGCCGGAGGGGUUCCAGGAUGGCUAUGUCCUAUCCUAACUACAACGCCACAGCCAUCCCCGAGGGAGUCGAGGUUACGUACGGGGAUCCCAACAAGACAAGACUCCCUGUUUUUGGUAGCAGAGCUGACGUAGUGAUGAGCAGAAUGGGCGCGGAAAGUCGCGUGUCCUCCCGACUGUCCAACGCUUCCACACGUGCAAGGCUAGAGGUGGACGAGAUUGAGGCAAGGCUAAGACAGAAGAUGAGAGGAAGUUUUUAUGAAGUAAAGAAAAGAUUUAAAGACAUGGACCCAGAACAGAAAGGAAAUGUAUCACGGGAAGCCUUACACCGGAUUCUGGUCACUGUCCUGACCCAGGAGAUGGGGCAGUCUGUUUUCAACAGAUUGAUGGACCGAUUCGGUUUCUCUGACCGACAGAUGGUCAACUAUACAGAGUUGUUCGCACAUUUCCGUGAGAUGCCCGACGAUUAUCCCCAGUGGAUGGACCCCGUCCAGAGAAACUAUGCCUCGGACAAGGCCUCCAUGUCCUCUGGUGAGGUCCACGCCCAGCUCAGGGAGAAGGCCAAGCAGAGGUUCCUGGACAUAGCGGACCUGAUCCCACAAAUCAACCCCGGCGGUUCUGGGAGAAUCCUUAAAUCAGAGUUUAAACAAAUGUGUAACAAGCUCAUGUUCUAUAUGGAGGAUUCAGAAUUCGAAAAAUUAUGGAAAAAGUACGACCCUAAAAGCACAGGAACCAUUGGAGCGGAGAGACUGCUAAACAGCCUCGGGAUCACCUUCCGAAGUGGGACUCCCAAUAAACCCCGCGCCGUGCUAUCUCCGAUCGCUGAGCCUGGAGAACGCAAAAAAAGUAAAAAGAAAACAAACAAAAAGGCUAAAAUCGAGGAGGUUCCGGAGCUAGAGGAAUAUGGUGGCAACUCCAAUCGAUCACCACGACGGAAGGAGAUUGAAAGGAAGCAAUCCUUGGAUGUGGAAAGAUGGAUGAAAAACAAAUUCCGAGAGGGCUGCCAUAACAUGAAGGAAGCGUUUGAAGCCAAGGACGAGAAGAAUUCCGGAGUUGUGGCUUUUGACGACUUCCUGACGGUACUAGGGGCCUACGGUCUGACCCUAGAGAAGAAGCUGCUAGCAGCGUUCCUGUCCCGCUGUAGUGUGCAGGCACGUCGUGAGGGUGUCCCCUACAGGGAGUUUCUUCAUCGUUUCCAGGACCGAUCAGAGACCGGCAUGACCCACAACAUCCUCACUAACAACAAACACAGGGUGAACAAGCGCCCUGACAGUCCCGGGGGUGGCUCUACCAUGAGUAGCAUUGAGGUGCAAUUGAUGAACAUGUUCCAAAGGGACUUCCUGUCUCUACUGGGUACAUUCAAGAGCAUUGACAAACUGGGAUUAAAUGUCAUCAGCCUAGAAGAAUUCCGUGCAGCCAUGGAAAGCAAGUUCCAGUUCCACCUGACCGAUACCCAGUUUGACCAUUUCGUAGAUAAGCUCCCAUUAGAUGAGGAUGGAAAUGUCAAAUAUGCUGAUUUCAUGCAGCACUUCGACACAAAGGGUCUUGCACCAAGCUUGUUUGAAAAUCAUCCCAAGACUGACGCUCCAGUUGCUACGGUCGCUAACGGAGGACCUGCUGCAGCGAUGCCACAACUUCAGGAGGAAAUGGAGGUUGACCCUGACCUUGACCUUGAUGAGGCUUUGGACAAUUUUGGUGUCAAUAGGCGUACUCCUCCGGAGCUCUUCAGUAAGAUUAAGGAUCUCCUCAAUAGAAGGUUCCAAGAAGUAGAAAAGGCAUUCUAUUCACAGGAUGAAAUAAAUUCAAGACGUUUAACACAAGAAUCUUUCUAUCGGCUAAUGAAGAAAUUUGAUAUUCAACCGGAAAUUUCCCGAGGAGAAAUCAGAGAUCUAUGGAGGACUUUCAUAACAAACACCGAUAAGACACUCGACUACCACCAGUUUGUCCGCCAUUUCGGGUUUUCCAUGCGGUCAGCUGCAUUCCCAAAUGCUAAAGUCAACCCCCCCAGGAAAGGUGAUGCGGAUUUCAUGCUCAGGUCCAGAAAACUUAACUGUGCAGCUGACAUGCUCCAGGACAAUCUCAGGGCUAAGGUUGACUACAUGUGGGAAGAUCUACGUAAGGAGUUUGUGGCCAUGGACCUUUACGGGACUGGCUUCGUGCAACGGGACGAGUUCCGCGAGCUCCUCACUGAGCUCUGUGUCCACCUCAGCGACUAUGAGGUGAACAUGCUGUGUAACAAGUUUGAGAUCAGGAAGGAUGGAAGGGUUAACUACAUUGAGUUUCUGAAACCGUUCGCUCUGAGAAAGCAGGUGUGGCGCCAUGGUAACAACAUGCUGUCCCUGCUGCAGCAUCCCCAGCCAGAACUGCCCAUCACAGACAUUGUGGAACCCCCACAGAAGGGGCUUCACGGGCUCACCGCCAAGCUCAGACAGAAGUUGGCUGGAGACUGGAAGAACUUACGUCGUGCGUUCCGGAAGCUUGAUACAAAGAACAUUGGUUAUCUGUCCCUGCCGGAGUUCCGGUCCGUGCUGAAACUAGCCAAUGUGAUUCUGGACGAGGAUGAGGUGUAUCACGUUAUGACACAAUUUGAUAACAACAUGUCAGGCAAAAUCCCGUACGAAAAGUUUAUAGAGGAGACAUUUAAGCCUCAAACCAACCACAGCGUCAAAAGGUUGUGAGCAGUCAGCAUUACUUAAACUAUUGUUGACUUUUAAAAAGUCAUCGGGUUGAUCUGGAGUUUCAAUUUGCUCAAUAUACCUCGUAUACAGUCGACAUUGUACUGCUUUCCUGACGCUAGAUAAUAUUAAAUUCAAAGUGCUGUUGCACAUUUUUUCUAUCGGAGGAUAGGGAUAAAAUACAAUAAAUUUAUAUGUCAUUAAUACAGACUGCAGUUUGGUGAUAUCUGAGGCAUUUUUGAGCACAUAUUUAUAAGAAUACUAUCAGGAUGAUCUAUGCGAGGACCGCGAGCAGGAACGGUCGGUCUAAUAUUAGUUAGGCAACAAAUAUUGCCAGCUUGAAAUAUCUCUUCGCAUUAAGCAAGUAUAUCAAGGGAAAUAAUUCAUGAUAAAUAAAACACCAGGCUAACGGGGACCAAUAUUCGUCUAUUUUUCCUGUUAAGAAAUAACUUCAUGAGUAUACUGUUUUUUCCUUUGGUCAUGUUUCCAACUUGACAUAAUAGAGGGACUGUCUUGUUGUGAAUCUAGAAGAACUAUGUUAUAUUUUACACCAUGUUAUGAUUUUGUUACAUUUGAGUGGUUAUAAAAUUUACAGAUAUAUCAUUACAUAAAUAGUUCAUGUUUCUGAAAAAAAUCUUUCAAUUCUGUCAAGCAUGCGUUCUUCUGUAUGACGCUUAUACCUAUAUAUUGUUUUGAAGUAUUUGCUAUGUAUUUCUAUCUCCCCACGAGAUCUGUGUUACCUUCUGUUGUGAGGCUAGUAUUUAAGGACGUUAUGGAUAGUAUUUAUGCACCUUUAUCUAUGUUACUGACUGUUAUUUGUCGGUCAACAAAUAUUUAUACAAAUAUAUCAAUGUAAUGCACAAAAGUGAAUAAGAUAUUUAUUGUCUUUAAAUAAUGGAACAGUAAAUGGAUUAUUGUAGUGUAUAUGGAUGAGGAAAAUAAGGUUUUAUCAAAGACUGUGAUAUCCUAUGAAUGUUGUUUUUGUCAGCAUACUAUUUACUGUUCAUUGUGUGUACCUUUUAUCAGUAUUACUCUGGCAUAAUAACAUAUACGUAUCAUCUCAAUGUUUAAUUGACAUAUACAUAUACGUAUCAUCUCAAUGUUUAAUUGACAUAUACAUAUACGUAUCAUCUCAAUGUUUAAUUGAC